AUGGAAUUACCUAAUGGCCAUGCUAUUCGCCAAAGACGAAUUGGAAGUGUUCGAGAAAUGGUCCAAGAAGUUGAUGCUUUUGUUAAAGUAACAGAUGAUGUUAAAGAAGAACCAAAAGCCGUUAAUGGAAUUUUAACUGUCCUCAGCUUUACUUUAAUUUUUGUUCUAUUUAUUGGAGAAAUUCACAAUUAUUUUACCAAUGAUGAAGUUGAAUAUCGAUUUUCUGUUGACACUGAUGAAACUAAUCCAAUGUUGGAGAUUGAUAUGAUUGUUGCUUCACCAUGCAAUAAUUUGGCUGUUAUGCCGAUGGGAGUAGAUUCAGUAGAGCCGACAAAAGAUGGAACGCAUAUAAAGAAAACUCCAACAAGGUAUGAAAUGAAUGAAGAAGAGGAAAAAUUGUGGGAAGCAUUAAAACGUGUCCAUCGUGAACAUUUUAAACCAGGAACUCCAUUGAAGGGUCUCGAUCAGGUUAAAUAUGUUGGCAGUCAUAUUGAAGAAGGCUUAGAAAUGGCAGAAGAAGAAAAGGAGCGGUUAGAACGUUUAGAAUUGGAACAACAACGAGCCAAAUUAAAAGAAAAGAAAGGAGGUGAUGAUGAAGGUUUUCAUGAAGAACACAUUAUUAUGAUGAUUGGAACUGGAUUGGGCGUUUUUCAAAUUAUUGCUGCUGGUAGUGAGAGAGGUAUAUUUAUAGUUAAUUUUAUUGUGUCCAGUCUUUGGAAUUAUAAGUAAGAAGGGAACUCGGCUUUCUAGCAU
Molecule: messenger RNA, 753 nt
Organism: Meloidogyne enterolobii
Lineage: Eukaryota; Metazoa; Nematoda; Chromadorea; Rhabditida; Meloidogynidae
Source: the annotation of a GenBank genome assembly